ACACAGAGGGCUCUUGAGGAGACACUGAAAAAGGGGGACAGACGCUCACAGACUUUAGCACACACAGAGAAGUCCUGGUGAGUCUAUGAGACAAGACUUUGAGAUUUUGAUUCUCUGCUGAAGUUAUAUCGACAGCAAUUCACAAACUCCUAAAACAAACGAAUGAAAGGCACUGCAUAGGCCUAACUUGCUCAAAACUUUUUACAAGAAUAGAUUUUAACUGAAUGUCAACUGAACUAUUAAGAUGUCCGCCUUUUCACUUCGGAUCAGUGUGAGACUUUCAACAAACUCGGAGUGUUCUGAAGAUAUUUAUCACUGAACUUUAGGUAAUUCAAUCGGGAAAAUGCCUCGGCCCGGAAGAAACACGUAUAGCGAUCAGAAGCCGCCGUAUUCGUAUAUUUCGCUCACCGCUAUGGCCAUUCAAAGUUGCCCGGAGAAGAUGCUCCCGCUCAGCGAAAUUUACAAGUUCAUCAUGGACAGGUUUCCUUAUUAUCGGGAAAACACACAACGCUGGCAGAACUCUCUUCGCCACAACCUUUCCUUCAACGACUGCUUCAUCAAGAUCCCGCGGAGACCGGACCAGCCGGGCAAGGGCAGUUUCUGGGCUCUCCAUCCCAACUGCGGAGACAUGUUUGAAAACGGGAGCUUCCUGAGGCGCCGCAAGAGAUUCAAAGUGAUGAUCACCUCCGAGCACCUGCAAAAACCCUCCGACGCGGCGCAGUACCUCCAGCAACAAGCGAAACUCAGAAUGACCGCUUUAGGGACACAUCUACCUCAGAUGACCAGCUACAACUUAAGUGUGUCUCAACCCUCCACUUUCAAACACCCAUUUGCCAUUGAAAACAUCAUUGCCAGAGACUACAAAAUGCCAGGAAGCCUUGCUUUCUCCAGCAUGCAGUCCAUGACUACGGGUUAUCAGAUACACAAUCAGUUGACCACGGCUUGGCCCCACAUGUAUAGCGGUAAUGUGAUAGAUGCUGAGUAUACUACUGCCUAUGGAGUACCACUCAAAUCCCUGAGUCAUGGCGCGCAAAGUUUUCCGGCGAUCCCUGUGCCAAUCAAACCCGCUCCAGCUUCGGUGGCGUCCAUCCCGGCGCUGCACGCGCACCUUCCAGCGUUCCUCUCCGGAUCUCCACAGUCCCUCAGCCCGACGUCUCCCGGCCAGAGCAGCCCCGCCACACCGAGCCCGACCUCGCUGCUCCAUUCGGUCGCCGUGCGCUGUCAAGAGGUCACUUAAAACUUUCAGAGGCACUUCAAACUUUCCUUACAAAUCCACCUUGAUUCACUGAAGCAAGACGAAAAAAAGUGCAGUAUACAAACCAUCUUAUCCAAAACCUGUAAAAUGAUAGAAAGUGACUUUUUAAAAUUAAAUAUUCUGUUAAGUUUGCUUAUAGUUCAAUUUGUCUAUGGCAUAUCUGUCAUUAAUUUAGGCUACCUCAUAUUAUCAAUGGUCAAGAAUCCUAUUGAAAAAUGCACAACGGACUAUGGAAUUGAAAACGUGACAACAGGCAUACAGAGUUUUGGAAAGUAACGUUCAUUAAGAAGAAUCACAAUACGAUUAUUCUUCAUGUAGAUAAUUUUACUUGAAACCUGAAAUUAUUUCGGUCUAUUUUUAAACCAUAAGUCUCACCGACAUUAUAAGUAUACUAAAGAAACAGGAAAAGACUGAGAAUGGCAUGUAUAAAGCACAGAUGCUGCAGCGUUUUCGUGUGGCAGUGACGAAAUAUAAAAAUGGAAAUAAUGCACUUUUGGUGUGACGUUACAGAUAUGGAAAGAUGUUGUUCUGUGAACAAUGCUCAGCCUAAUUUAUCCGCUUCGUUGAAAUAGUCAAAGCUGUUGUAUAUAUGUUUUCUGUACAAUGUUGACAUGCUCUGAUGUAGACUAUACUAGCAUGCUGCUUUUCCACGUAUACCUGAAAUAAAUGAUAAACUUUGUCA
Messenger RNA from Carassius gibelio (silver crucian carp), 1937 nucleotides. It is a transcript of the gene foxb1b, whose product is annotated as forkhead box B1b. Bases 344 to 1237 code for a protein of 297 amino acids. Gene Ontology annotation, molecular function: RNA polymerase II cis-regulatory region sequence-specific DNA binding; DNA-binding transcription factor activity, RNA polymerase II-specific. Gene Ontology annotation, biological process: cell differentiation; anatomical structure morphogenesis; regulation of transcription by RNA polymerase II. The transcript has a single exon. NCBI's taxonomy places the organism in Eukaryota, Metazoa, Chordata, Actinopteri, Cypriniformes, Cyprinidae. The record is from RefSeq and is a predicted model, not a curated record.